AUGGAAGCUGUCAAGCCGUCUUCGGGGCUUCUGCGAUAUGAAGAUGGCGUAACAGCACAAAAAAGUGUCUACCAUGUAAGCGAACAGCGUCGUAGUGAUCAGAAGUCCAUCGAUGCGAAGGUCAUGCGAGCGCUCAGUUCACAGGCAAAUGGUCGCAUGCUAACUGCCUAUCUUAUGAGGCCUUUUUCGCUGAGCCAUGCCGACAGGCCGCACAAAAUGGUUUUCUAG
Protopolystoma xenopodis is the source of this 228-nucleotide messenger RNA. The record is from the annotation of a GenBank genome assembly. NCBI's taxonomy places the organism in Eukaryota, Metazoa, Platyhelminthes, Monogenea, Polystomatidea, Polystomatidae.